Molecule: messenger RNA, 5494 nt
Organism: Octopus bimaculoides (California two-spot octopus)
Lineage: Eukaryota; Metazoa; Mollusca; Cephalopoda; Octopoda; Octopodidae
Cellular component (GO): nucleus
Molecular function (GO): nucleic acid binding; exonuclease activity
Source: RefSeq, a predicted model, not a curated record
GGCUAAUCAAGUAUGAAAAGCCAGUCACAGGAAAGGAGAAUUGUUGGUUGGAAUGGGCUGUAAUGGUAAAUUAAUAUAAAACGAACGCAAAACAAAUAUUAGUGCUAUAUUUACAUAUGUAUAUAUGUUAUUUUUGUAUUGACGUAGAUUUCUGUUAGAGAAAGAGAAAAAUAGUACGGCAAUUUUAUACUAAAAGCGGACAAAGAUAGAAAUAGAUAAAGAAAGAGAAGAGUAGAUGUUGAUAGAGGGAGUGAGUGUCUGAGAGUGCGUGAGUAGGGGUAAGAGUAGAGUUGUAAAGGUGUUGCAGCCACCACCUCACUUCUAAAUAGAGCGACAUGUUUGUCUGACUAUGGCUGCCCGUCGAAAGACAUUGAUUGCAAUUUUGGUCUACAUUUGGCCAAGUUGACCAUGUCUCAGCGAAACGAGCAGCAAAAACACAAAAACAGCCAGAGCACACAACCAUAAAGGAAAAGACAGGGUGAGAUAGCUAUAGACAUAGAGACAUAUUAUAAAAGGAAAAGAAAAACUACAGUUUAGUGAGAGGCCAAAAAAAAGGAGAGCGAAAAAACAACAGAUGAAAACAUGUUUCCAUCGUCUGGGUAUUUCCGUGGUUUAGACUGCCCCUUUUAUGCCAGUGGCCUGUGUGAGAGACCUUACUGCCACUAUAAACAUUCGAAGCAACCACCAACGGAUAAAGAUUCUUCUUGGAUCGGGAAAACCGUUAACAGUCAGCGUUUCUGUAAUGUUGCUGAAGAACCAAAAGUUGUUGAUAUUGAGAAACAGAAGAAGAGCCUGGUUGCCAAUGAACUAGAACGGUCGAAAAACUUGAAGAACCAAUUUGCAGAGAGCAGCAACCCCCUUGUAAAGGAUUUGAGCAAGUUGUAUGUGUACAACCCACAAGCCAGCAUCCCGGGGUUGUACGAGAGCUCCACUGACGGUAAUACAGAUGGUAAAUUCAAAAAUUAUGUCAAGUAUUGUGUUAACGGCACCCCUGCCUAUCAACCGACCUGUGAUAAACGGCCAAAGGAAACUCCUUAUGAUGUGUUUGCACAGAGCAAAAAAAAAGAGAAAGUGAAGGAGUACAGUUGCGAUGGUGCCGCGAACUCUGCUCCUGAGUACAACCCUACUCCGAUUAGCAAGCUGAAGCGAAUGCAGAAGUACUCUUCGCAGUCCAACACACAUUCCGUUCUUGAGUAUGAUCCUGUCAGUAAUUUCGAAGCUGGUUUUGGUAAUAAGACAUAUCUAAAUUUGGACAAUCCUUACAUAGCCACCACUAACAACAAGGUUCAAGCGCCAAGCAAAGACCAGGUUUACAAACCGAGCAGUGUGCGUCCAUUUGCCUCCGACGAGGAAGAUGAAGAUCGCGAGCUUGUAAUCGAUGCCAAGUUUAGCGACGACAGUGAAGAUGGUGUGGUUAACACGACCAUUUACCUGUCAGACGGACAACACAGUGAUAACGAAUCUGAAAGUAAAACUACAACGGGAGUUGUUAAGUCCUCAUUGUACAAAAGCAGCAACAGCAUUAACCCCACCGACAUUCGAUCAAACCAGUCAGUUCACAAGCAAACCUCCUCCAAACAUACUUCAUCUGUCUCUCACAAAAGCAUCAACUCCAACAAAACCAGUUCAGAUUCUUCGCACUCGAAAACCAGCAAAAGUAGCAAAGGUUCUGUCGAUCUCUCUGCCAACCAAUCAAAGGAGGAGAAGAAGAAGUUAGAGUCGAGUAGCAGUGGUAGUAAUAGCAGCAGUAGUAAUAGUAAUAGUAGUAGUAGUAAAAAUAAGCUGGAGAAAAAGAAAAGUUCUGAUGAUAAAUCUGCCAAAGAGAAAAAGAAGGCGACGGCGGAGGGUGGCAGCAAAUCGUCUGAAAAGAAACUAACCAACAGUUCUGAUUCGCUUGGCAGCGCUUCUUUGAAAGAGACGAGCUGCAGUAAGAAAGAGAAGAAAGACAUUCAUUUGAAGGAGAAAAUGAAGAAGCCUAAAGACCAUCAUGGCUUAAAUAGUAAGAAUUGUCAGAGUGGGGAGCAGAUGGAGAGAGAGAAAGAUCGACAUAAGGGAGAAGUGGAGAAGGUGGGGAAUGUGAAAGUGAAAUUAAAAGAGGGACGGUGUGAGGAGGUCCGGCGGAGCAACUCCCUCUUAUCAUCAUCAACAUCAUCAUCAUUAUCAUCAUCAUCAACAGUGUUUGUUAAGAAAGGGAAUGAGCCAGAACGAAGAAAAAGUGAUCCCUUGUAUAAAAGUGAUUCCUCAAAGCAUGAGUUUAAUGGAGAUCCGAAGAAGGAGCAUGUGAGGCGAAAGAGUGAGUCGGAGAAGAAGAGCGAUGGUAAGGGCCACCUGUUGGAAUUGGUGAAGCGAAAGAGUGAAUCGGAAAUGAGGAAAACGGAACACGAGCGGAGAAAAGAAACAUCAUUGCAUAAAACUGAUGCUGAUUUGAAACGGAAAGACGAUAAAAAAAUUGUACAAAACCAUAAUACAACAGAGAAAAAUCGUGUUGAGAAGAUAAAACCCAAAAAAGAAGUCAAUAUCGAGAAGUCUUGUGAUAAAGAAAAACUGAAAAAACUGAAAUCCAAAACUUUGGAAAUCAACAAAAAAUCGGUGAAGUCCGAGGGUGUACAUAGCAGCUCCCCAGAAAAGUCCAAAAAGAGAGUUCUCUCAGGAGAAAAAUCUCUUGAAUCGAAUAAAAAGAGACAUUGUAGUGAAAAACAUCUUUCUUCAUCAUCUGAUGAGAACCAUUCUUCAAAGAAAAUUUUCAUCUCCGAUAUGGUUUCUAAGUCUCUAAAAAGGAAAGCCCCUAUAGAAGGACAGUCUAAAAGCUCAUCUAUUUUCUCAUCAUCUUCAUCUUCAUCUAACUGCAAACUGCCUUUAAAAAACCCGAAAAACAGCUAUUCAGUGAGUAUUUCUGACCUGUUUGGUAAGGACAGUGAUGAGGAGGAGAGCAACAGCAAUACGUUGAACCAAUCGGCUGGGGAUGAAAGCACUGGUCUGUCGGACGAUGACGAGUUAAAUGUGAUUUUUGGUGACACAGACCUUUCUGAGAAUGAUCCGUAUGAAGAAUGUUUGAAGAUUUUUAAUGAAUCCAAUAAUGAAAAAAGACAAUCAAAUCCAACAAAGAACGAAAGAAAGAAAAGGGAAGUGGUGCAACCUCCAUCCAUGGACGAUGGUAAGAAGAGAGUUGCCCAUGCAGCAGCAGCCAACAGACAGUGUAAUGACAAGUUAAAAAAGUUGAUCCGGCCAGUAAUAGCCAAACCAAGCCCUGCUCAAGUCAUGCAGAAUCGUAUUCUAAAGAAAGUGGUAUUACCAAAGCUGCAGUUGAAACUUCCAGACAUGUCUAUGCCAGAGAGUUGCAAUAUUAAUGUGUUUCGCACUGUGGCUGGUACAGCUGCUAAGACACAAAGCAGAGUGGCACAUGUACCCAAAAAGUUAUUUAAAAAACAAAAAAGAAAGUUCAAACAAACAAACGUCGACAAUUAUCACAAGAAGACUAAGAAACAUUUCGUCACUAUGAACGUGGUCAUGCUGGAGCCCCCACUUUACCAACACGGCCCUGGGCCCUGGUUUCGACCGGCUCCCUUUUAUUGUGGUAGACGAAGUCACUGUGCUUGUAACAUGUGUUACAGGGCCAACGGUGGCGGUGGUUGUUCGCACCAGGUGUGGAUAAACAUGUCACAACAACGAACACGCCAGGAGGUGCUGAAGAGACCGACCAUCACACCAGAUUCCAGCAGUAAAGUCCCUGUAGCCAUCAGGCAGCGUUAUCUGAAUCUGAUCAUUGAUGAGUAUGUGAAACUCAUUGAUUCAGAAUGGGAAGCCAUGAAAAAGGGAGAAGAAGAAGAGAAAGAUGUUUAUCGUAGCUGCAAUACCAAAGUUGGUUAUUUAAACAAAGCCAUUCACCUCAUCAAACGUUUGCGCAGCGGCUGUCUUGGCACACUCAAGAAGCUGCUGCCAUCCACCAACCCGCCACCAGCACCUUGCAAAGAGACAAAGAAAUUAGAACAUCAACUCACAGGUCUUGCCCUUUACGAAAGAGUAAAACAGUAUAUUUUGACAGAGGAGGAGUUGAGAGAGAACCACUUUCCACGACCCGAAGGAUUGGGACGUUCCAAAUAUUAUAUAUCAGAUGUCACCAAAGAACCUUACCUGCCCAGCGAUGAGAGGUUUUGUUGCCGCUGUGGAAAAACAUACCGAGUUACAAGCAGUGGAAGAGCAGUUGUGGAAGACGAGUGUCUCUACCAUUGGGCAAAACCUGUUCGAAGACGAUAUGGAAAUACUAUUGAAACUCGAUACAGAUGCUGCCAAGGUGAGAUUGGAUCAACAGGCUGUGAAGUUGGUGUGACUCAUGUCCAUCACAAAAAUAAAUUCGAUGGUUCCUCUGGCUACAUGAUCACCCCAGACAGAGAAAUGCCUCCCCAAGGUCCAGGUGUGUUUGCCAUGGACUGUGAAAUGCUCUACACCACAGCUGGCAUGGAAGUUGCACGGGUGACAGUUGUAGAUUCUGAAUGUAAUGUUGUCUAUGAAACUUUGGUGAAACCUGACCAUGAAAUUCUUGAUUACAACACACGCUUCAGUGGGAUCACAGAAGAAGAUAUGAAGGGUGUGGCGACCAAACUGAUCCAUGUCCAGGCGGUUCUACUCCACUAUUUCUCAUCACAAGCCAUAUUAGUUGGUCACAGUCUGGAGAACGAUUUAAUGUCCGUCAAGCUAAUCCACAGUUGUGUUGUUGACACAUCAGUCUUAUACCCCCAUAGGGCUGGCAGACCCUUGAAGAGGGCCCUGAAAAAUUUGACACAUGACUACUUGAAUACAACCAUCCAAGAAGGAAUUGACGGACAUGACAGCCAAGAAGACGCUAUUGCUGCCAUGAGGCUUGUGCAUUACAAAAUCCAACAAGAUGGAAACAAAUAUCGCUCAUGACACAAUAAUCAUAAUAAUAACAAUAAUAUUACACAGAUAUUAUAAACGAUUAAAAGAUAACAUGCAACAGACUGCUAAGUCUGUGGAACAAACAUUGUGAACUUUAGGAUUCUCAUUUUGGAUGGAACUGUUACCAAAACAUACAUAAUAUACACGCACAUACAUAUAUAUGUAUGUGUGUGUGUGUGUAUAUAUAUAUAUAUAUAUAUAUACACACACACAUACACACAUAUGUAUACACAUACAUUCAUUGUUAUAUAUAUAUAUAUAUAUAUAUAUAUAUAUACAUAUAUAGACACGCACACAUAUACAUGCACAUUAUAUGUAUACUUCUGUGUGUAUGCAUGUGUUUGUUUAUAUACACACACAAAUAUGUUUAUGUAUAUGCAUGUUUGUGUAUGUAUGUAUAUAUAUGUGUGUGUGUAUGCACACACACACAUUCACUUACAUACCCAUGUAUAUAUGUGUGUGUGUGUGUGUAUAUAUAUAUAUAUAUAUAUUUAUUCAUGCAUAUAUUCUGAGGAGACAAAACAAAAAUCUGAAAACAAGAGUUAAAUAUUUAAAAUAAUAAAAACCAAUGAAACUUCAA